AGAAAACGCUUCAUCCCAAUGUACUACAUCAUUUCCUAGCUAUAUAUCCUAUUCACUGAAUCCGCACAUUUUUCUCGUUAACAGCAGGCAAUGGACCACAACAACACCGUAGAAAGCGAUACUCCCUUGAGCCCUCUGUCAGAAAAUGACCAGACAGCGCUUGAAUAUGGAGCCAUCUCCACACCUUCAUCCAAUAUUGCCGGCGACAUCAACCCAGAUACUUACCUCCAGUGGACUCACGUCAAGUCAGAGCUCAUCUGGCUCAUCUACUCGGCCACACCCAUCGUCAUUUCGUCAACCUCGCACCCUAUGAACCUUGCUGGCCUCUAUGCUGGGCUAUUUGGUGUCACGCCCCUUGCCGGCAUUGCCAUGGCGCUGGACACGUUCUGCAGCCAGAGCUUCACAGCGGCCAAGGACAAGCGCAUUCUGGGGGUGCUUUUGCAGCGCGCGUUGCUGAUUGGGGCUCUCACCAUGGCGCUCAUUUACCCGGUGUGGUGGGAGUCCAAGCAUGUGUUUGAAUGGUUCGGAGUGCCGACGGAAGUGGCGGAAGUGGCCGGGCGGCUUCUGCGCGUGUACUUUUUCGGCAUCGCGCUUCUAAUUUCAUACGAGUUCCUGCGCAGCUUUUUGUUCGCGCAGGGAGUCCGUAGAUUCGCACUGAUGGCACAGCCAAUUGGUCUUGUGGUUGGCUGGUCUCUUACCUGGGUAUUGAUUGGCAAUCCGUCGACAUCGAUGGGAAUCAUGGGCGUGGCAUUUGUCAUUCUUGCAGUCGCCGGGACGUUCUCUGCUGUCACAGUGCUGUUCAUAGUCAAGGUCGAGGGCUACCAGUGCUGGGGCGGAUGGUCGCGUGCGGCGCUGCGCGACUGGAUGCCGCUGGUCAAGCUGAGUGUAGCAGGCGCAAUUGUGUCAUUCCUGGAGACGUUCUCAUCCAGCGCAAUCGACCUGGGCUCAAUGUUCAUGGGCGCGCAGGUGAUGGCUGCACAGGCAGUGCUGUCAAUGCUGAUGACGUCGACAUGGGUGAUGGGCACAGGGUUCUCGGUGGCCGCCUGCAACCGCAUCGGACACCAUCUGGGCUCGGGCAUGGCGAACCGCGCCAAGCUCACAGUGGUGUUCACCGUUCUGGCGCUGGUCUUUAUUGGGUUCCGGUCGGGGCUCCCGCGCAUUUUCACCGAUGACGGGGAGGUGGCGGAGAUACUGGCGGCGCAUAUUCCGUGGGCGGCGGCUGCCGGAGCCAUGCAGGGCAUCAAUAUGGCGUUGAAUGGCGUGCUGCGCGGGCAGGGGAGGCAGCAGAUGAUUGCGCAGGUUAGGUUUUUGUCGUUUGUCCUGGUGGGGGUUCCGGUCAGUGCAUUGGCGGUGUUUGUGCUUCGGUGGACGCUGGCGGGGCUCUGGCUUGGGUUCAACGCGUGCCUAGCCUCAGCACUGGUCUUCCAGGGGUAUGUUAUUCUGACCACGAACUGGAACAAGCAGGUGGUUGCAUGCCAGAAGCGCGUCACAGCGACAGUGGGCACUUUUCACGAAGUUGACGGUGUUAUUGCAGGCAGCGAGGAUGCUGAGUCGCUCCUGUGAAAUGGCUAAAUGCCAAGCCGGUUUUCCGAGUAAUUAUUGUUGGAAUAAAGUCUAAUCUGUAACCCAC
This is a messenger RNA of Linderina pennispora, 1630 nucleotides long. RefSeq lists its product as uncharacterized. Gene Ontology annotation, cellular component: membrane. The record is from RefSeq and is a predicted model, not a curated record. Gene Ontology annotation, molecular function: xenobiotic transmembrane transporter activity; antiporter activity. Lineage: Eukaryota; Fungi; Kickxellomycota; Kickxellomycetes; Kickxellales; Kickxellaceae. The coding region runs from base 91 to 1563 and encodes 490 amino acids. Gene Ontology annotation, biological process: transmembrane transport. The transcript is spliced from 4 exons.